Molecule: messenger RNA, 336 nt
Organism: Cooperia oncophora
Lineage: Eukaryota; Metazoa; Nematoda; Chromadorea; Rhabditida; Trichostrongylidae
Source: the annotation of a GenBank genome assembly
AUGGAAGGCUCCAGCGGAACCAGUUCCGAAGUCAGCACCUUGACAGCGUUCGUGUUGAGCGCCGAUUUCGGUCUGAGCUCUGAAGGAAAAUCGGUGGUUGCAAAAGGAAAAGAACGUUUUCUCAACGCACUGUAUGCAUACGUGAGAAACCAGAAGGUGGACAAUGCACCUCACGCAACUUGUCGCGUGGCCAAGUACAUGCUGAUGCUCUCUGCACUUACCGCGCUCUGCCAUCUGCUGAACGAAGAAGUCCAAAUGACAAGUUUAUUCAACAUAAUCGAGUUCGACGAGCUGAUACAAGCCUGCCAUAAGACUAGUCCGCCACGGUCACGAUAG